Heterostelium album PN500 is the source of this 2802-nucleotide messenger RNA. Its product is annotated as EB domain-containing protein. The record is from RefSeq and is a predicted model, not a curated record. Bases 1 to 2802 code for a protein of 933 amino acids. Lineage: Eukaryota; Evosea; Eumycetozoa; Acytosteliales; Acytosteliaceae. Gene Ontology annotation, biological process: sexual reproduction. The transcript is spliced from 15 exons.
AUGAAUAAAAAAUAUUUAUUAUUAUUACUAUUUACGGUGGUACUUAAUAAUAUCUCAUCAAAUUCUAACAUUGUAGUAUUUGCAGAGUAUGAUAUCGAUAAAACAGAGGCAAACUCUUUAAAUUGGUUGAUUCAACAAUAUGGUAUGAGCUUGUAUAUGAAAGGAUAUACCUGUAGUUCAUACAAUAUUGAUCAGUAUCAAUCAAAUUAUAUUGAGUGUGUUGAUGAUCCAUCAAAAAAUGUUUCACAUAUUACUACAAUAUAUUAUUCUGAUAUGCCAUUUAAUGAUACUGGCAGUCCGCCUUUCAUUGAUGCACUUUCAUUUGGUUAUUUAAAAACUCUUGUGCUAUCGCCCAACCAAGAUGUUAAGGAUAUUUCAUACAACAUUCUUAGAUUAUUAGAUCAACCCGAAAACAUUAAUAUUACAAAUUUACAGUUGAUAAAUCAAAAAAUUGAUGUUUAUGAACCUUUUCCUAGAUACCUUUAUCAAAAUUUACAGUUGAAGAUCAUGGGAACUACCUCAUCAGGUUUUCCUCAACCAAUUAUGAUUAAUGAUGGUGGCUUUCCAAAAUUAACUCAAUUGACAAUCACUAUAAAUCACUCUUUGACAUUAAAUCAUUCAACAAUUACUAAUUUGAGCCUAGUUACAUCUGAUUUGUGUUUAAUCAGUGCAAAUAGUCUAAGAAUCGCAGAGAUAAGUCAAUGCAAUUUUUCAAAUCCUUUAGAUUUCUCUGGUACAGAAAAUUUAGUGUUAGAAAUCAAAGAUAGUAUUAAUCUUAACCUCACCAAUAUGAACUAUACUCAGAGAUUAUUAAUUGAGAAUACACCUUUUGAAAGUUUCCCUCCAGAAUCUUGGUUCGCACCGGGAUUUGAAUUAAUAUUAAGCGAAACAGGAGUAACUGGAGUAUUACCUCAUUAUAUCAAAAACAUUCCUUAUACUUUUUAUGUUACCGAUUCCAAUACCUCUUUGGUUACUGCUCAACUUUACGACACUUAUUGCCUUACUGAUUUGAAUAUAAGAGUUGCUACACUAACAUCAAACUAUGUCCCUGACUGUUUUUACUGCUAUUGGGAUAGAAUGGAAACCUUUUUACCAACGAAUACUCAACCUCCUCCUGAUAACUUUAAAUGCAAUGUUUCGUUAGAUAGCCAAGUAUUUUAUACUGAUAGUAUCUAUAACUUUUAUAUUUCAGGAAAAAAUCUUGGUUAUGGUGAUGGAGGUAUGUCAUCAGAUCUUUCUUUAAUUUACUCCAAUACAUUGUUUAGAUAUUUUGUGAGUUCUCUAUCAGGAAAACAAAAAAUUGUUUUCUCAAGAAAAUACAAUGUUAGUUCAGAUGUUAUAUGGGGCCAACAACCACGGACUGACAUUUCGCUUGCAUUCUAUAAUUUUGAAACUAAAGAUACCAGAAUAUGUACUCGUGGUCAUUUUAACGAAUAUAGUCCAUUCAUUCUUUCUGGUGAUAAUCGUCCGUGUGAAAGAAUAACUGUUUCGAGUAAUUGGUUAAAUUGCACCAUUUAUGGAUAUAACCCACAAAACACAGUUUCAAUGAAUGUUUCGGAUACAGUUCAAAGUUUAGGAUUCUAUUCAUAUCGAGAUUUAGUCAUUAAAUCAGUGUCAAACAUAACAUAUGAAGGUGGUGAUAUCACAAUCAAAGCAAACUUUGGAAAGUAUAAUUUCAAAACUCAGGCUUGGGUGAAUAAUACUCAAUGUGAAGAAAUACUGGUUACCGACGAUAUGUUAAUUUGUAAUAUAAAACUCUCAUUGGAAAACCAACCAACUGUUUUAGAUCUAAUGGUAUACUCAAAUUCUUAUACUGUUUAUACAAAGUUAAAUGUUGUCGAGUUUUUAAAUGAUUGUGGAGAGGAUUCUUUAUGUAAUGGGAAUGGUCAAUGUUUAUUUGGUAGAUGUCAAUGCACAAAUGAAUAUUAUGGUAACUACUGUGAUUACAAGAUUGAAACAAAUAUAAAUUUUGUUCCAAAUGAUACAUCGCCUUCCCCAGCCAUAUUGAACAAUGGCGUGUCAUUUUCUUUUAAUAUUCAUAGUAUUCAAGAAAUUGACCCAUUGGGUAAUUUAAUUCAAGAGAUUCCAACAGACAAAUGGGACAGUAAGGUUUCAGAGAAUACCAUUACCAGUGUGACUACAUAUACCUAUACAAUUACCAACUCUACCACAAAUAUUAUAGCAAGCAUAGAAUACUCUACUGUUGGAAGAACUGUUGUAUUUGCCAAUCAGUCAAACUACUACUCUCCAUACAAUUUAAAGCUAUCCAUUGAAAUCGAUGAUUGGCAAUACUCUAGUCUCUUAAACAAUCUAGUAAUCAAUGUAUUGACAAAGUACGACAACAGUGAGGCCACAGAGAAAUGUAGUGGAGCUAUCUCUUCAGGAAAAGAUCCAAAUAACUUGAAUAGUAUUAAUUAUAUUGGCGUCAACCUUGGUGGUACAACAUUCUAUGGCAGAUUCUUACCACUUGGUAUAUUUGAUGGUAGAGUCAUUCAAAUAUCAAAUGAAUUGAAACCAUCUGAAUCCCCAGAGUUUACAACCGUAGCCAUUAAGAUUCCACAUUGCAAGAGUUGCAAGAUAGAUCCUGAUUUCACAAUGCUACUUAAUCCAUCAGGUGAAUGCAAUAAUCCAGAACACAAGAGUAAAUCGUGGAUGAUUGCUGCAGUAGUAGCAGUCACUGGAUCAAUAUUUAUCGCUUUUGUAGUUGGAACCAUUAUAUAUAUUAUCAAAAAGAAAAAGAAGAAUAGAGAUCACAAAAGAAGAACUGGUAAACUUAAACAAUAUUAUGACAAUCAACUUUAA